AUGACGCAUCUUACAAUUUCUAUUCUUAUUAUUAUCAAUCUUGGAUUGCAUUCAUACAGUAGUAAUCUGUAUCAAAGUUAUACUCUCAUAUAUGAUCCUUUGAAAUCUAGUGAAUGGUCCGAUGAUCAUAUUCUUACUUAUAUAACGACAGUACGAUUAUCUAAUUAUGAUCAUCAUAUAUUUCAAUAUCGACGUUAUCCAUGUCAAUAUUUUUAUACAGACGAAAUUGAAAUAAAACAUAAUAAUGAAACAUUUAAUCAAUGUAUGUAUAAUACAGCAACGAGUGAUUAUGCAUAUAAUUUUCAAAUACAUCUUACUUUUCAUCAUAUGGAUUCAUUUAUUCUACGCAAUAUUGCUAUUCAAUGUAAAUAUGUUAAUUGUAGUUUAUCAUUAUUAAAAGUAAAAUCUACACAUAUUGAUUGGAAUAAAAAUGGUAAUCUUAGUAAUAUUAAUUGUUCAUUUAAUACAAUACAAAUUUAUAAUAUCACUAAUGCAGCAUAUCCAUUAACCGACUGGAUAACAUUACGAUGUAAUUCUUUAUCUGCUUGUAAUCAUUCGAAAUACAAUAUUGAACAUGAAUUAUCAUCAAAUAUUCAAUUAAUUUAUAGUUCAUUAUAUGAAAUUGAAAAACCAUAUUGUUCAUUAGAAAAAAAUCUUGCUUAUAUUAUUGAAACAAAUUUUUUACAAACAAAUCGUUUACUUGAACAGUUAAUUGAUCUUAUUCAACGAGGUUUUGGUAAACCAAAUGAACGUGAACAAGUUCAUAUGAAAGAAUAUAUUGAACAUAUUGAAAAUAAAUGGAUAAAUAAUAAUAUGAAUUCAACGACCAAUGCAACAGAAAUAUCUGGAGAGGUGCAAGGAAUUUUUAUACAUACAAAACAUUGA
Molecule: messenger RNA, 885 nt
Organism: Rotaria socialis
Lineage: Eukaryota; Metazoa; Rotifera; Eurotatoria; Philodinida; Philodinidae
Source: the annotation of a GenBank genome assembly